Molecule: messenger RNA, 1278 nt
Organism: Pyrenophora tritici-repentis Pt-1C-BFP
Lineage: Eukaryota; Fungi; Ascomycota; Dothideomycetes; Pleosporales; Pleosporaceae
Source: RefSeq, a predicted model, not a curated record
AUGUCUGAUAUUGAGACGCCGACCGCACCUCCAUCUCCUGAUCUUGGAGCAACACCGUCCACCACGCCUAUCCUGCUCAUCACACCCAUCAAUUCCAUCACUGAAGCAGCUAAUUUACUACCUGCAACUACUCUACCGGUUCCAAAGUUCCUCGCACCACAUGGCCCCCGGAUGGAGCGUGUCGUAGUUCUUGCUAAAUGCGCGAUCUGUUGUUGCGGGCUGUCAGGGGCCACCGACAAACAGACUAUAGUGCACGUUAAUCGAUGUUGGAAGCGCUGGAAGGAGAACAUCAAGGUCGAAAAGUGGCUGGAAAACAUAGAGAAGGAGGAGGACAGGGACGAGAGUCCGCGUACUGCUCGACUCAUUCUCUCAGACUCAGGCCGGAAACCACCAUCAGGCACUCUUCAAACCCCAACCUCUCUCUCUGCCUCACCCGGACAGGCUUUGGUUUUGCCUUCACCCCCGGAAGACGGCGCAGAGACCGCCUGCAUUCUCUGCCACUUAUUCUUUAAGCACCUAUCCUCGCUCGACAUCCUCGAGCACCACCACGCCUGUAUAAAAGCCGUCGAACCUAAGGCCUGCCCCCGUUGCCACCGCCCCUUUAGCGAGGCUUGGACCGACUUAAAAAUCCUCGCGCACUUUCAUAGGCGUCACAGUGGAUGGCACACCAAAUCCGAGGGCCGAAAAGCCUGGGCCGAACUCUGGACCGCCUUGGAAGGCCGCCGCAAAGUAGCUGUCCACCUGCUCAAGCAAACCUACGGUCCACGCAAAGAGUGGGGUAAGACUAAACAUCGUCACAGCUUUAGGGGUAAGAUGAACGUCGGCAGACUGGAUGACGCAGUGGUAUACACUAUGCCGCCUACUCCAUUGCGUCGCGUGGAGCAGAUAAUUUCCCCUCGCCCCUCGGACAGCGAUGUGCAGAUCGAAGUCACGAUUGUGAAGCGCGUUAGGACUAGGAACACAGAUUCGAUGAUCCUAUUUCUUCGACAUUCUUUCUCCGUGGUGGAAUUGCCGCUGAAAUUGUCCCAAACUAGGUAUUUGCCAGAGCAAGUUUGUAAAAAGACCAUCUCCGCGGCAGAUAUCUUCCCUUUGUCAAAGGAUGCGAAGGGUAAGGUCACGAAAAAGGGCAAAUCUGCUCGGAAGGUUGCGGCGCUGGAAGACGAGAAGGUUGAACAUCGGAAGUCGAAGCGGCAGCGAAAAUCCCCAUCUAUCAGAGAGCGUAUGGCUAACGCAGAUGACUCCACUGCAGACAAUUCCCCUGCCGAAGAUUCCACCUAG